AUGAAAGAAGAUAUAAAGAAUAUAUUGUUUAAUAGUAUAGUUAGAAAUAAAUAUUUAUUUAAUAAGAUUAUAGAUUUUGUUAAAUAUAUUCAUAGAUCUGAUUCUGCUAGAUAUCGUCGUCCAUUGAGUGAUCAACAGAUUGUUGAGAGAUGUUCGUUAUCAGAGAUGUUAAAACAUGGUCGAGCAGAUCUAUUCUGUGAGAACAUAGGCAGAAUGUUGAACUUUUUAACAGUGGAUUCAGUAGAUUAUCUGUUGUAUUAUGCUGUGAUGAGUGGAAGUGUCAAAGCAGUAGGAUCGUUACUUCUCAAAAUCCCAGAUGUUUUCAAUGAUUUGCGAAUGCCUGAAAAAAAACAAAAAAGACUCAUCUCCUACCUCAUCAGAUCCAAUCAUACAGAGAUGAUAAAGUUAAUGUUGGAUCGUACUCACUACUAUACAAUAGCCAAUCAAUUUCUUAGUUCAUCAUUGGCAACUUACAACGUUGAGAUGUUCAAAUUUAUCAUAGCAUGGAGACAACAGCAUGAAGACAACUACGAAAACAACAACACAACGAAUAGAGAAAAAAAUAAGACUCUAUCUUCUCUCUUCAAUAACGAUCGAUAUGAUCCUAGAAAUAUCCAAUCAUAUUACAAUGUUGAGUCACUCUACUUACUGGAUGAAUCAGAGUCAGCCAUGGAGAUUAUACAACUGAUACUCGACAACCACCGAUUCUUCAAUGAAAGUACUAUCGGUGAUAUUAUCACCUAUUCAUUUAAAACAGGUAAUAUAAAGUUGAUAGAUUAUCUAUUAGCUUGUAGCUUUAGAAAUUGUAAUCAAUCAAAGAUAGCAAUCAAUUAUGCAUGUAAACAUGGUCUCAACAUGGUUAAACUCUAUAUUGAUAAGUUUUUAUACGAUAAUACCGCAAUUUCAACAUCAACAAUCAAAAUGAUCAUCGAGCAAAACAACAUGGAGUUACUUAAAUACAUGCUAGAUCGCUAUUAUCGUGUACCUGACCCCAUGUUAGCUCGCCAUUAUGAUAAACCAGACUCCAAUGAGGGCCUAUUAAUGGAUAGACUUACACUUCAGAAAGCAUUGAACUUGGACACACCGGAGAUAGCACAGUAUCUUUUAUCUAUUGAAUGCCUAGAUAAAUACCCACUACCAAGUACAUUUAGAUACCAAGUCAAAGAUAUCAAUAUGUCUUUAUUACCUUUGUGCGAUUUAUCAUUGAUAGAUACUCUGUUGUCAACUAACAACAUAGUAGAUUGUAUGCUUAGUGAUCUCUAUUCAAAUGCCGCUUCAAACAACCGAUUGGAUAUCAUUCAAUACUUUGAAGAUAGAAAAUCUACAUAUUCAUUUGAAAUCGAUUAUUCCUUAGGACUUAUGGGAGCUACAUUGUCAGAGAAUAAAGAAAUAGUAGUGUUCAUUCUCCAACACAAUCAGACCUACCAAUUCAACUUUCCAGUACCGAGUCUUCUUCAUUCCGAUAGUUUCAAUGUUGACAAUUACUUGGAGAUAGCAGAGUUGAUUGCAAUCACAGGAAACCAUCUAAAAUUCAAUUCAUUGGAUCAGAUCUUCAGAGAUGGAAUAGUCUAUCGUUUUCCAGAGAUCGUUAAAAUUUUCUAUAUUCUUAAGGAUCACAAUCGAGUGACUAGGAAUGUUGGCAAUCCUAUACUCUAUGCGAUAGAGAGUGGUCGGUCAUUGGAGUUUGUAAAGCAUCUCUAUUCAAUAUCAGGACUUGAGAAGGGUGGUACUGAGGGAUUGGCGUAUGUCUGUGCCAGAGGUGAUAUGCCAUUCGUAAAGUAUCUAGUGGAAGAACAGAAUGUUCAAGUCAGUAGACACCACAUUCAGAGUGCUGUUGCACACAGACACAUGGAAAUCGCUACCUAUCUUUUGGAUAGAUAUGAAAAUGCAUCUAUAUAUCUAUUCGAAUUAACAACAUCAAUCUUCCAAACUAUUAUUAAUAACAACGAUUUGGAAACAUUCUCGAUGUUUGCAAGACGCAUUCCAGUUCAUGAUGAUUUGAUUUCCUCUAAUCCCGAAACGAUCAGAUUCCUUCAUGGAAUUGGCAAACUACAUCGGGAUAUCAUCAACAAAUUACUGAAAAAAAGAGAUCAAGAGUUCGAAGCGAUUAGAGUAUCACUAGAGUUGACAAAAACCAGAGAACCAAUCACCGACUUCUACAGUCUUAGAAAUGCAGUGAAAUACAAUCACAAUGAAUCAUUAAAGUUACUGGAUGAACAUCGUUUACUUAAACAAAGUGACAUCGAUCUUAAAUUAGCGAUAAGAUAUGGUCAUAUCAAAAUAAUUGAACAUUUUCAAUCUUUUAUUCAAAAAAAUUAUUGGUUGCAAGCAUUGGUAUUAUCGUAUGACGAUGAGAUUAUGUUGAGUGGUUGUUCAUCGAGUGAAAAAGAAAAAGAAGAAGAAAAUAGAAUGAAUGCAGACUUCUUCUCUGAUUUUUGGAAACCUGUAUUCACAAAGGCACCAAAGUUUGCAAACUCUCAAUUAUAUACAAUAAACGAUAUAGGUCUUCAAGGCUAUGAUGGUAAAAUCAUGGCAUUUGGUGAUUUUAAUGCUGAUAAAUAUUUAGAUACAUUCUUUGUUUACUCUAAUAGAUCGACAUUACAGAUAUUCCUUUGGGAUGUUAAAGAGUGGCGGUACGAACCGUCCGAUGUUAUCAUUACACUCGACGAUGGAAUGACCAUCGACAAUGUAAUCCCCGGUGAUUUCACCUACGAUGGACUGUUGGAUAUCGUUAUACAGGGUGGGCUGUACUCGAAGAACGUGAGUGAUGUGCCAUUCUUGUAUCUCUACAAGGGUGAUCUCGACCGAGUGGAACUACCACUCAAGUUGGCUGCCGCCUACGACCAGGUGUUGGCGCUCGAUUGCAAUGGCGAUCUACGUAUCGAUUUGCUCGGUGUCGACUCCAAAGGAGCUCGAACACUCUGGAUCAAUCAGGAGAACGACUACUUCACCACCUAUCAACAGGGUUCCAGCCAGAUCCUACAGAACAUCUCAUCGCCACACUCCAACUCGUUUGUCGAUCUCAACGGUGAUUGUCUGGCAGACAUGUUCAUCACCAGUGGAUCCAGUAAAGACGACACUCUCACCGGUGAGAUUUGGUUGAACGAUAAAUCCAACGGUUACAAUUUCGAUUCGAGAACAUUCCCACUACCAAGAGGUGCUGGUCAAAUUACUUUUGCUGAUUUUGAUGGUGAUGGUGAUUUAGAUAUGUUAUAUCCAGUUUGUUGGCCACCUGAAAAUUGUUCAGAGGUCAACGAUUUGUAUUUAGUUUACAACUCACAGAAACCAGUUUGUGCAAGUUCAUUAUUCCCCAAGGCAAAUUGUCGUGCACAAAACGCUUUAUGUCAAGCCGAUCCAAACUUUUCAUUCUCCAAUACAACAGGUGCAGAUGGAACAACUUUAAUCAUUCCAAAAGAAGCAUUCGGCGGAUAUUUAUUUUAUUUCAAUUUAUCUGUAGGAAUUUCAAAUAUUAUACAUUAUGGUGAUUACAAUAUCGAUGGAUAUCCAGAUAUCAUAGUUGCACUCUACAAUCCAAAUAAUUUGAGUGAACCAACUCACGUUGAGCUGUGGGAGAAUGUUGGUUGCAACGCUGAUAUCUGUCCAAAGGGACAAGGAGGAAGAACUUUUGUCAAGGCAACCAGUGGUACCGAUGCUCUUACAUCUAUACCCUACGCUUACACUGCCAGUUUCAUCGACUAUGGUGAGAAUGGAAUUGCUGACAUUAUCGUCCAGUCACGUUAUCCCAAUGGCAGUCACUCAGUACAGGCAGUCUAUAACAAUUUCUACAACGAUGCUUUCUUUUUCAAGACACUCGGUCUCAAUGGUGUGUGUACCACCAUGUGUCCAGGUCACGUCAAAUUCCCAGAUCCAAAACCAUACGGUGUCAACUUCCCAGGUGGCACUUUCAAGUUUAUUUUCAGUGACAUGUCUGGUACCACUCACAUUCAGAUUGGUGCACAACUCUCACAGUCUGCCUACAUGUCGCUACAGACACCAUACAACUUCUUUGGAUUGGGUCGUACCUCCAAUUAUAUCGACCAACUCUUCUAUGGUAUUCCACUGAACCAGACCGUUCACUACAACAGUUGGGUAGGAACUAUUCCAAACUCACAGAUCGUGGCCAUCCCCUAUAAACCAUCCAACCCAACUUCAUGGACACUCGAACUGUUUAUCAAUCCAAGUGGUAUAUUUUUCUGGGUCAUGUUGGCAUUUAUUGUAGUUUUAAUUUUCUUCUCUGGUGUAUCAUUAUUUUUAUGGAAGAGAGAAAAGAAACAAGACGAAAAACUUAAACAAGAACAAGCACAUUUAUUCUCUUUCAACGCACUGUAG
This is a messenger RNA of Heterostelium album PN500, 4329 nucleotides long. It is a transcript of the gene itfg1, whose product is annotated as putative integrin alpha FG-GAP repeat-containing protein. The record is from RefSeq and is a predicted model, not a curated record. The coding region runs from base 1 to 4329 and encodes 1442 amino acids. Gene Ontology annotation, cellular component: plasma membrane. NCBI's taxonomy places the organism in Eukaryota, Evosea, Eumycetozoa, Acytosteliales, Acytosteliaceae. The transcript has 7 exons.